AUGUGCUGCAUCUAUAUCUCUGAUAUGGAUAAAAAACAGUCCAAGCCCUCAGGUAAACCAAAGGAGGAAAUAUGUGUGAUAUGUGGAUUGUCAGAUGAUCAGUGUAUUCACAUAAGUGCAUCCUAUACUUUGACAUCUGAUCAACCAGUUGUGUGGAAGCUCACUUGCAUCAUCCCUCUUCCAGCUGGUGUACUUGAUUCAAGAACACUGUGUACAAGAUGCUUUGCUCUCUUGAAUGAAAUUGACAGGCUUGAGAGUCUCUUGACAGAGAAGAUGUAUGAAAUGAGGAACCUCUAUGAGGAGAAGCAAGCAAUGCUAAAGUGCUGCUCUGAUGAUCUAGGGGAGGAAGCUUGGGAAGAACCAGUUCAAAAUGCUGAAAAACCUGACAUAUCACAGAAUUUUGAGCCUUUUGAUGAAGAGCAUUGUGAUAUGUCUCUGUUCAACACAAAUGUUUUGCAUCCUGAUGGUGCAUGGAUGUGGGCGAAACCCAAGGUUACCGUGAAACCCCUUACAGCAAGGGGUCUGCAAACGGUGGAGCGAAAGGCUCUUCGGAGCCAUUUCCUCCCUGCUCCAACCUCCCGUUUUCUCAUUCCCCGCUGUGCUUCUAAGUUCCUGUUCCAUUAUGCAUUGGGUCCUUUGUACAUGGAUGGAGCACUAGGUGGUAACUGA
Messenger RNA from Darwinula stevensoni, 669 nucleotides. The record is from the annotation of a GenBank genome assembly. Lineage: Eukaryota; Metazoa; Arthropoda; Ostracoda; Podocopida; Darwinulidae.